CUGCUCUGAAGAACAGAAACUUUUCAGUUUGUGGCAGUUUUCCUUCAAGAGUCACAAGAAGUUCAACAGGACUGGCAGGAGCACAAGAGGAGAACCACAGGAGAACCAGAGGAGAACCAAAGGAGAAUCAGAGCAGAACCACAGUAGAACCAGAGGAGAACCACAGGAGAACCAGAGGAGAACCAAAGGAGAAUCAGAGCAGAACCACAGUAGAACCAGAGGAGAACCAGAGGAGAACCAGAGGUGUCAUCUCAUCCUGCAACAGUUUUUCAGGAUGACUGACGUCCGCUUGGCUGCAGCUUCCUCCACCGUCUCCAAGGUAACAGGAUGCAGUUCCCACGGAUACCAGCCUCCAGCCUUCGUCCUGCCUCCUCGGAAUGUCCGGGUUCUUCUGGGAGGAGACGCCCCUCUGGAGGGGAAGGUGCGAGGUCAUCCUGAGCCACAGGUCACAUUGUACAGAGAAGGGAGGGCUGUGAUUGGUGGAGAGCGCUGCCUGGUAGAACGAGGUGGGCGGGGCACCUUCAGCCUGCUGGUGGGCGGAGUCACAGAGGAGGACGUGGGCAGGUACACUUGUCAGGCAACCAAUCAGGCGGGGAGCCGGCAGGUUACCGUGGAGAUCCUUCUGAAUGAGACUCCUGGGAACAGAUUCCUGCUGCCGUCCUGCAUGAGAACAGGACCCAGCAUCUGGAGCCAGAGUCCUCCGAGGUUCAUCACCAAACCCAGCCGAGUGUUGGCCAAACUGGGACAGAGCGGGAAGUUCACCGCCAAGACCACGGGACGCCCCCAGCCCCGGGUCACAUGGUACAAGGAGGAGGCGGAGCUUCAGCUGGGUGGGCGGGUCAGUAUCUAUGAGUGCACUGGCCACCACUUCCUGGAGAUACAGGAAGUGUGUGCAGAGGACACAGGAAGUUACAGGUGUUACGUCACCAACAGCGCCGGAUCAGCGACCGCCACCGCCGAGCUCAGCGUCCUGGGUGGUCCUGACUCCGCCUCCUCCAGGUCCGUGGACCCCCCUGAGGACCCUAAGACCAGGACCAGGAGACCAGCAGUGGACAGAGCAGCACCCAGUGCUCCCAGGCCUCCAGUACAGCUCCCCCUGCUGGCUGAGAGCAGAACUGCAGCUGCUCAGGUGCAGCCAGUCGGUCCUGAUCCGGUUCAGACCAGUUCAGUCCAGCAGCAGGCAGCUGGUUCAGGCAGCAGCAGGGCCGUGAGGAGGUCCACAUCGGGGUCCAACCUGCGGUUCGAGGUCGUUCCUCUGGACCAGGAGGCCACAGAGGGGACCCAGGUCACUUUCACCUGCCAAGUCUCCUCUGAUGCUGUUGCCGUGGUUACCUGGCUGAGAGGCGGGGACCAGGUGAGGACAGGACAGCAGAGACGGGACGGCAGCCGUCUCACUCUCACCACGGAGAGAGUGAGACAGGUGGAUGAGGGGACAUACAGGUGUGAGCUGACCACCACUGAUGGACUGACCGUUACCUCGGCAACGUGGAGGCUCCGAGUCCACAGCCGACAGCAGGUCAGGCGGUUGGAGGUCAGAACUUUGUGUGAAGCUCCUCGUUUCAUCAGCUGCCUCACAGACCUGAAGGUGAUGGACGGCAGCAGAGUCGCCAUGACGGUGGAGCUGAGCGGUCACCCUCCUCCAGAUGUGUUGUGGCUUCAUGAUGGGCAGGAGGUGAAGGAGUCGGAAGACUUCCAUCUGCUGAGGGAGGAGAACCGCUGCACUCUGCUGAUCCAGGAGGUUUUCCCCGAGGACACUGGUACCUACAGCUGCCGGGCAUGGAACCACUACGGGGAGGACCGGACCGAGUCCCGGCUCACCGUGGAGGGAACAGUGUUGGAGGAUGCAGCGCUAUGGCUCGUCUGGCUGUCUCUGCAGCACACAGCCAGCCCUGCAGGAGGAGGAGAGGAGCACUCAGCCAUCAGCAGAUCUGUAGGUCAGCAGGAGGCCCACCAGGAUCCCUGUGAGAAGAAGGAGGAGGACCAGGACUCUGCUGCUCCCCGAGGCCUCCUCAGACGCUGCGUGGAAACCAGGGAACGAGGCGAGGAGGAGCUGCGACAGAGGGAGGCGCAGCAGCUGGACUUUCGCUCGCUGCUGGGACGCCGAGCUUGUCAGAACCUCCAGCAGGCAGAGGAGCAGCAGCUCAUGGAUUUUAAGGCCAACCUGAAGGGGGUGAAGCCCAAGGCGGAGGAGAAGACCAGCUCCUCGCAGCAGGUCGACUUCCGCAGCGUGUUGGGGAAGAAGGGCGCCGCCAGCAGCAACGGCAACAAGCCGGCCGAGACGCCCGGGAAGAACGCCGCCGACUUCCGCUCCGUCCUCACCAACAAGAAGAAGCCCGGCGGCCCGGAGAAGAACGGGGAGAAGGUGAACAACAACUGCGUGGAUGGAGUGAUUAACGAGAAGAAGAAUGCCGCCGGAGGAGGGCCGGCGCCGGAGUUCAUGGAGAAGCUGAGCGAUGUGAUGGUGCUGGAUGGCCAGCGGCUGCGGCUGCAGUGUCGCCUCACCAACGCAGAUGCCAGCGUCUCCUGGACGCUGGACGGGAAGAUCAUCAAGCCUUCCAAGUUCAUCGUGCUCGCCAGUGAAGGCGGCCUGUGCUCUCUGACCAUCGAUAAAGCUCUACCUGAGGAUGAAGGCCAGUACAAAUGCAGAGCUGAGAACUCAUCGGGCAGAGCUGAGUGUUCCUGUAUGGUUCUAGUGGAUGAUCCAGCAGAAAACUCUCCGGCAGACAAAAAGUCCAAGAAGGCGACUCCCACCUCAGAGAGUGAAGCCAGAAUAAAGAAGCCGACAGCCAAGACUCCGCCCAAACAAGCUGUGCCUCCUCAGAUCCUACAGUUCCCAGAGGACAUGAAGAUCCUGGCGGGAGAGAAGGUGGAGAUCCUCUGCAAGUUCUCUGGAGCUCCACCCAUCAACUGCACCUGGCUGAAGUUCAGAAAACCAAUCCAGGGCUCGGCUGAUAUCUCCAUCUCCAGCAGUGACAGCAGCAGUAAACUGACCAUCAGCAGCGGGCAGCAGGAACACUGUGGCUGCUACACCAUAGAGCUGAGGAACAGCUUCGGCCUCAGACAGGCUGCUCUGAACCUCACAAUCGUCGAUAAACCCGACCCCCCGGCUAAGGUCCCGGCAGCCUCAGACAUCCGGCGGUCCAGCCUGACCCUGUCGUGGUACGGUCCGACCUACGAUGGGGGCAGCGCCGUCCAGUCGUACCAGCUGGAGAUCUGGGACUCUGUGGAGCAGCAGUGGAAACACUUGGUGUCCUGUAACAGCACGUCCUACAACGUACAGAACCUCCUCCCAGAGCGCCAGUACAAGUUCAGAGUCCGAGCAGAAAACAUCUACGGAGUCGGAGAACCGAGCUCCGAGUCGGAGCCGGUGACCGUCGGCCUGGUGGACGAUGACGAGAACCAGGAGGAGGUGGAGGAGGAGGACGACGACUCGGAGAAGGAGCCGGACUACAGAGACGUGACCAUCAGAACAGAUGUGAAGGUGAAGGAGCUGUAUGACGUGGAGGAGAGGCUGGGAACGGGGAAGUUCGGUCAGGUCUUCAAGUUGGUGGAGAAGGCCACCAAGAAGGUCUGGGCAGGGAAGUUCAUCAAGGCGUACUCAGCCAAGGAGAAGGAGAACGUCCGGCAGGAGAUCGGCAUCAUGAACAGCCUCCACCACCCCAAGCUGGUCCAGUGCAUCGACGCCUUCGAGGGCAAGUCGGACAUCGUCAUGGUCCUGGAGAUGAUCUCAGGUGGAGAGCUGUUUGAGCGGAUCAUCGAUGAGGACUUUGAGCUGACGGAGCGGGAGGUGAUCAAAUACAUGCUGCAGAUCAUCGAUGGAGUUAGCUUCAUCCACAAACAGGGCAUCGUCCACCUGGACCUCAAACCGGAGAACAUCAUGUGUGUCAACAAGAACGGCAGCAAGAUCAAACUCAUCGACUUCGGCCUCGCCAGACGACUAGAAAACGCAGGAACCCUGAAGGUUCUGUUUGGAACUCCAGAGUUUGUAGCUCCAGAGGUGAUCAACUACGAAGCCAUCAGUUACCCUACAGACAUGUGGAGUAUAGGAGUCAUCUGUUACAUACUGCUGAGCGGUCUGUCUCCUUUCAUGGGAGAUAACGAUAACGAGACGCUGUCCAAUGUCACCUCGGCUACCUGGGACUUUGAGGACGAGGCCUUCGAUGAGAUCUCUGAUACGGCCAAAGACUUCAUCACCAACCUGCUGAAGAAAGACAUGAAGGCCAGACUCACCUGUGCUCAGUGUUUUGAACACACCUGGCUGAAGCAGGAUACCAACACCAUGAAGGCCAAGAAGCUCUCCAAGGAGAGGAUGAAGAAGUACAUCCUGAGGAGGAAGUGGCAGAAAACGGGUCACGCUGUUAGGGCCAUCGGCAGACUGUCGUCCAUGGCCAUGAUGGCCGGAGUCAGUGCCAAGAAGGGAUCGCCCACCGAAGAGGACAACCAGUUCCUGGAGUGUCUGGAGUACGAGCAGAAGACGGAGAGCAAACCGACCUUCAGCUCCAUCAUCAAGGACGUGGAGGUGGUGGAGGGCAGCGCUGCUCGCUUCGACUGCAAGAUAGAAGGUUACCCCGACCCAGAGGUGGUCUGGUACAAAGACGACCAUCCCAUCAAAGAGACACGACAUUUCCAGAUCGACUACGACGAGGAAGGAAACUGCAGUCUGGUCAUUUCAGAGGUUUCAGGUGAUGAUGAUGCCAAGUACACGGUGAAGGCGGUGAACAGUCUGGGGGAGGCGACCUGCACCGCUGAGCUGCUGGUGGAGGUGAUGGCUGGAGAGGAGGAGGAGGAGGAGGAGGAGGAGGAGUGAAGCACAGGCUGGACUCCCCCAGGAGGAGGAGUUAGCACCUCCACAACCAGCAGGGAUUGGAGGAGCAGGGGGGUGGAGUUUAACACACCUGUUGAGGUGGAACGUUUAUCCGAAACAUUAAAGAUCCACGAAGGAUUCAGAUUCAAACUAAAUCAUCCAUAUUAGUUUAUAUUCUCCCAGAUCAGUCAGCCUCAUUUACACCAAGACAACACUAAACCAGGAGUCAGUCUGUAGUUUACCUGUGUCUUAAACUCCGCCCACCCAACACCUGGACAAAGAAGCUCAGCGCCCUAGGUGAGCUUCUGUGGGUUUCACCUUAGACUUUCUAUCAUUGAUUUCUGUUAGAGAAACAGGACAUCUGGGAUCUUCUGUCUGUUAGAAGAUCUUCUGUCCAGUAGAAGGUCUUCUGUCCGGUAGAAGAUCUUCUGUCCAGUAGAAGGUCUUCUGUCCAGUAGAGGAUCUUCUGUCCAGUACAAGAUCUUCUCAGUGGGUAGUUCCACCUCCAGAGUUUAAUUUCAAACAUGAAGAACUUCAGAGGUUCAGAACAUCUCAGUGUUUCUGCUCAGAGAACAUGAGGAAAAGUCUGGAUGAAGGUUUUCAGCAGCAGCUCCCAGAAUCCUUCCCCAGAGGAUCAUGGGAGUUGUAGUUCAUUAACGGUAGAUGAUGACAAACAGCAGUUACAACGGAGAAACGCUGGUGGACGGAGGAGAACGUCUAGAGGAACCAGAACUUUGUGCUGACGCUGACCUACUUCCUGUGGGAGUCGCUGAGGAAGACUAUGGUACGAUGAAGGUGGAGCUGAGCAGAGCCAUAUAUUGACAGAGUUCAGUCAAUGUGACUCAUGAGGUAGAUAGUUUAGGUGGAGCUUACACGGCUAGUUAGCUUAGCGGCUGUUAUUAGCAUGCUAGCAGGCUGAGGAGUGAACUAACGAGACAUUUGGUUCAUCUGAAAACAUUCAAUUUGAUCACCUACAUGUGUUCUACCAACAGAAACUGAUCCGUUAGCUGCAGCGCUAAAGAUACGUAAAGUUCCAGCUAGUUAUGUUAGCUAAUUAGCUUUAAUAUUGACUAGCCAGUUCCAGCUAUUUCCUGUUAGCCAAUUAGCAGCAGAGGUUUGGGCUGUAGGAGAGAACCGCUAACAGUUAACAAGCUGUUCUCUCCUACAGCCCAAACCUCUGCUGCUCAUUAGCCAACAUUAACUAGCCAGUGCCAGCUAGCUAAUGUUGGUUAAUUAGCUUUAACAUUAACUACCUAGUUCCUGCUAGUUCAUGUUGGCUAAUUAGCUUUAACAUUAACUAGCCAGUUCCUGUUAGCUAAUUAGCUUUAACAUUGACUAGCCAGUUCCAGCUAGUUCCUGUUAGCUAAUUAGCUUCAACAUUAACUAGCCAGUUCCAGCUAGUUCCUGUUAGCUAAUGAGCAGCAGAGGAUUGGCUGUAGGUAGUGAUGGUCCUCUGAUACCCGAGGCUCCGACUUAUGUGCGAUAGCUCCUGAAGCUAAUGUGUGGAACCACUGUGCAGAGACAUGGUUUGGUCACGUGACCUGUGACGUUUGACUCACUUAGGUGAAUGAAUCAAUGAAUCACCUGAACCCAAAACAUACUUUACCAACAUCCAUGAUAUGAUCUGUGUUUGCUCCAUGUGGAGAUUUCAGGAACGUUCUCCAGUUUAGUCCUGAUUUCUCCAAACCAAAAUGCAGUCUCUGAAGUCAAAGUUUUACUCAAGGAAUCAACCUGCAGAGAACCCAGUCUGAACUAGUGACUAUAAAGAAACAGCUUUUAUACAGAAACAAGUUACAGCGGUGUUACCAGUUUAUUAUCAGUUUAUUACCAAUUUAUUAUGAGUUUAUUACCAGUUUAUGAUCAGUUUAUGAUCAGUUGAUUAUCAACCAGCUUCUUAUAUUUUCAUGGCCAGAGUUAAUCAUGGAAACUUUCUGAGUUCUUUAGGUUAUAUGAGUUCCCAGUCACACAGUUCUACAGUAGUUUGACAUCAUAAAGAACAUUUAAUCAGAACAUUAUGAUAAUUUAUAACAGAAAAUGACAUCAGUGUGUAUUUAUAGAACAUCUCUCCAGAUUAUAAAUAAAGAGUCUCCAGGGUUACAGACAGAAUGCCAGAUCAGAAACAUGCUCUCAAAUAAUAAUAAUAAUAUUUAUUAUUAUUAUUAUUAUUAUUAUUAUUAUUAUUAUUAUGGUAUCCACUAGAACCCAUACAGUCAUCUAGUUGACCACAUCCAUAAUAGUCCAUGAACGAAUCAGCAUGUCUGGACAGCCCUUCCUGUUGCUGACCACUAGAUGUCCUCCUGGAUGAAUCCUGUCUGGAUCCUCCAUCAACUUCACUAAUAAGCCAACAGUAGCUGCUAACAGCAGCUAGCCGGUCACGUUGAAUCCUAUUUGUGUGUCGCUGUGAUGUAAGACUGACCCCCCUCAGAGGGAUUGUGGGUAAUGAAGUGCCUUCUCUGUGAAUAUGUGGCUCAGAUGGCCUGAACACGAUGAGAACCUUUUCUGUUUGAGCACUUUUCUUUGUUUUUCACUCCGAACCUGAACGUCACUUGGCCUUAAACUUUAUUAACUUUAAUCCUUUGAUGUCGGCACACUGAGGGACGUUAGUUUUAAACUUUAUUAACUUUAAUCCUUUAAUGUCGGCACGCUGAGGGAUGUUGGCCUUAAACAGCAGCAGAGCAAACAUCCUGUCCUUUAGUCUUUAUUCUGACUGUAAUGAAUUAAACUUCGUAAUCAGAGCUCUGACAGGAAAACAAACAUCUGAUCACAUGUUCUUCUCUAAACAGAACAUUUGUGUCUUUAUUUAUAGGGAGGUGCCUUGAAUUCAGAGAUGAUGCCUUUAAAGUACGCUUCUAAAGCUUUGUGUUCUGAUUAGAUUUAUAUUGAAUAAAGUCAUAAAUAAAAGAAUGUGCAGAUAUUAAAUCACAUUAACUCCACAGGAAGCCUUUGGGUUCUGCUGCGGGUUCGUCCCUCAGUGUGUCCAGAUGUUUGGUUUCCACAUUCCAGCUGUUUGGUUUGAUUUAAAGGAGCGUUUUAACCUCACCGUGUGUUUGUGUGAUUGAUGUUUCUGUUUUAUUUAAAGCACAGACUCAGUAUCCUGUUGUUCACAGCUAUAAACUGUCACUCCUGUGUUCUGAUAGAUGUCUGUAGAGGAUGUUCCUGUCGUUUUUAUAUAUCACUUUGAUGAACUUCAUGUACCAGACACAAGACUGAAGUUACACAAAACUAAUAAAUUUAUAUCACAAACA
Messenger RNA from Amphiprion ocellaris (clown anemonefish), 8049 nucleotides. RefSeq names its product myosin, light chain kinase a (gene mylka). Gene Ontology annotation, molecular function: protein binding; ATP binding; protein kinase activity. The transcript is spliced from 33 exons. Gene Ontology annotation, biological process: protein phosphorylation. The coding region runs from base 275 to 4807 and encodes 1510 amino acids. The record is from RefSeq and is a predicted model, not a curated record. Lineage: Eukaryota; Metazoa; Chordata; Actinopteri; Pomacentridae.